AUGAAGUUAUCAUCGAUUAUUGUUGGUUUGACUGCCUCCAGUGCUGUUGCCUCUGCUGCCGCCGCCAAAAGAGAUAACACCGGUACAGUUACAGUUACUGUUACUGGGUCUACUCAAACUCAUAAAGACGGAAGAUUCGACAAGACCAAGCCGGCAUCCACUUCUUCAUCUUCUGGUACUCACAAGUACGGUAGAUUCGAUAAGACCAAGCCAGCUUCGUCUUCUUCUUCUACUGGUACCCACAAGNNNGGUAGAUUCGAUAAGACCAAGCCAGCUUCGUCUUCUUCUUCUACUGGUACCCACAAGGAUGGUAGAUUCGAUAAGACCAAGCCAGCUUCUACCUCAUCUGCUACUGGUACCCACAAGGAUGGUAGAUUUGACAAGACUAAACCUCCAGUGACUACUACUGUGUACGUUCAACCAUCUAGCUCCAACAAACGUCAAUUUGUUGCCAACAAGGCUGCUAACGCCAGUGGUAACUCUUCCAGUAACUCCACCAACGGUUCUUCCGGUGCUUCUUCCACCACCGCCGACUCGGGUGCCGUUCUUAACGGAUUCAACUUGGGUGUUGCUGGUGCCAUUGCCGCCGGUAUGGUUUUGGUUGUUUAA
This is a messenger RNA of Hyphopichia burtonii NRRL Y-1933, 609 nucleotides long. It is a transcript of the gene PGA14, whose product is annotated as Pga14p. The transcript has a single exon. NCBI's taxonomy places the organism in Eukaryota, Fungi, Ascomycota, Pichiomycetes, Serinales, Debaryomycetaceae. The record is from RefSeq and is a predicted model, not a curated record. Bases 1 to 609 code for a protein of 202 amino acids.